Ostertagia ostertagi is the source of this 1065-nucleotide messenger RNA. The record is from the annotation of a GenBank genome assembly. NCBI's taxonomy places the organism in Eukaryota, Metazoa, Nematoda, Chromadorea, Rhabditida, Trichostrongylidae.
AUGAUGGUUCCUCCUGCACCACAGAUUGAAGCGGCCUCACCUCAGCAACAGGUCCACAUGCAAAUGCAACAUCAGCAACAUAUUAUUACUGCUCAGCAGCAACCAUCGUCUCAACCACCGCCUCAGCAUAUUCAUUCACAACCAAUACAGGUACAAGUGGUACAACAGCAACCACAACAACAGCAGCAACACUACCAGAUGCAUGAAGCGCCUGCUCAGAUGGAACAUCAACAGAUGCAAAUGCAUCCACAUCCACAAAUGGGGAUGCAGCAGCCCCAACAAAUUGUGCAUUCUCAUCCACAACAUCAACAAAUGCCAAUGGUUUCAUAUAGUUCCAGGUGGCUCCAAUGGAAAGAAACUGACUCCGCUGCUGCCGUAGAACCCAUGGAUGACACGCCUGUUCAACAUCCAGAAGAAGAGAUGAUCCAAGUUCGACAAUUACAAGAAGGAGCAUUGGAUAGUGCGCUUCUACGACCACCUGAUAUUAUGAGCCGGAUCACUCAGUGUAUGAACGAGAUGUGCUAUGUUGAUGAAGAGGUUCUUGUAUUGAUAUCUGAUGCAGCCGAAUGUCGUCUUCGGGAGAUUAUAGGAGAGCUUACUAUUCUUGCAGAACAUAGAAUGGAACCCUUGAGGUUAAAUCCAAACUAUGGGCCCAUUGAUGAUACGCGACGUCAACUACGUUUUCUUGAAGACAUUGAUAGACAGCAGGAAGAACAACGAGAAAACCGCGAAAAGGAGGCAUUAAUACGAAUGAGUAAAAGCAAGGGCAUUGCAAAGGAUACGAUUGAACGAGCCAAGGAAAUGCAACGUGCAGAUGCUGAAGCCAAGCGAAAUCGUGAUGCAAACGCUGCUGCGAUUGCUGCUCUUAGUAGCGGUAGCAAAGUUGCUAGACCAAAAUGGGAUCAAGUAAGCGGCGGUGGAGUUUCCGGGGCGGUACACCGUCCUCGUACAGUACGUGUCAAUAUUCGCGAUCUUCAUGUUCUUGUCAAUAAAGACAGCAGAUUUCGCAGAUCUCAACUCGCUCAUAAGCUGGCUCUCAGUGGACCACCAAGUGAAUCACUUUGA